GCUUGAGUUCAUAUCGGGAAAGGAAAUGACGCCCAACAUUUUGCCAACCCGCAGAAGCACCACCGUCGCCAGCAUCUGCCAAACACGACACAAGCAGGGCAUUUGAUACACGACAUGACUAGAAGCUGUGGUACAAGAAGUUGUCGCCAGAGAUGUUCCCGGUGGUACCACUAGAUGUCACGCAAACAAACAACAUCCACUCCUGCUGGAUGAAGCCACUUAGCUCCUCUCUUCCACCCACUUUCAAGGAUGAGAUGCACUCGCUGCCUGUCACCGUUGAGCAUUUAAAGCGCUUGAUGCAGAGCUUCACGCAAACAAGACUCAUGUGUUGAGUCAUCUGCAGAAAGACACCAGCGGGCGCGCAAAUCCUCGGUCGUGCCUCGGAGCAAGGACGCAUCAUUUGGGGUUUAGUGGGGGCUCGGCUACCGCGCACAUCGAUCAGCGAUCGUCAAGCCCAACUCUUCGAUCCGCCUCGACCCGGAUGACCUCCAGGGAGUAAGAGUGCGCCGAAAGAUGCGCAUCCGUGCUCGUCUGACGCCAAACAAGUGUCGAGUCCGCAAUUAUUCGCUGGAUGAGCGAUGCCAGGGGUGACCAAGUAUAAUUUGGUGGAUGACUCCCUCGAUUUGAGGAUCCCUAUGCAUAACGAGGAGGUGUUCCAGCAUGGAGUCUGCUUCGAGGCAAAGUACAUUGGCAGCUUGGAAGUGGGUCGGCCUGGCAGCCGCAUGGAAAUAGUUGCUGCCAUGAGAAGAAUCAGAUACGAAUUCAAACUGAAGAACAUCAAGAAGAAGAAGGUCAACAUUGUUGUUUCCACCGAUUUUGUCAAAGUGAUAUUAAGGAAAAAGAAGCGAAAAGGUUGGUCGUGGGACGAGAGUACCAUCUUGGUCUCGCAGGAUCCCAUUUUCAGGAUUUUUUACGUCUCACAUGACGCGCAAGACCUCAAGAUCUUCAGUUACAUAGCGAGGGACGGGGAAAGCAACAGCUUCCGCUGCAAUGUUUUCAAGUCCAAGAGGAAGUCUCAGGCCAUGCGGAUCGUGCGGACAGUAGGCCAGGCGUUUGACGUGUGUCACCAGCUGACCUUGCAGAAGAAAACGGACGACCGGGAUGACGAGGAAGCGGAGGAGAAGGAUCCCGACGACCUGCCAGCCCACGAGAGGUUUGCGUUGUCAGAGGAGACCGACCUUGAAGCCACCACGGAGGAGAGCAUCGAGUGCAACACUUCAUCGGACCUGGGGAGGAACAAAAAGGUCAUCGCUAAUAAUGGCAAGAGCUCCGACGACGGCUCGCUUCUGCUGAGCUCCCCGGCCGGCAAAGGCGCGGAGGCCCCCCCCCGCGCUUCCGAGCACCAGCUCCAACUCCUGCACAAGCAGUUACAGCAGCAGGAGCAGCAGGCGCAGGCGGCAUCAGCUCAGGUGCUUAAGACAUUGCCCUUCACUUUUGACAAAGCAAAAAAAUGUUCUGCAUGCACUGGAUUCACUCAGGUGCACGUGCUGAGGGGCCAGCUGUCCGUGGAGGUUUGCGCUCGAAGCGAGGCCCAGACCCGAGUUCAGAGGCUGCUGCAGCAGAACACGGACUUGCUGCAGCACAUUUCCCUGCUGGUCAAACAGAUCCAGGAGCUGGAGCUCAAAGCCGGCGCCCAUUUGUCAUCCGUGGGCUCCCAGGACAGUCUUCUGGAGAUCACGUUCCGUGCACGACCCCCCAGCACGCCCAGCGAAGCACUCGCGCCAUCUGGGUCGACGGUAGCCUCCGUCUCCCAGCACCAGAUCAGCGACGGGGCCUGGGUCUCCUUCGUCCCGGGGUCGGGCUCGUCAAGCGCGGGGACACCCGAAAGCGGCCUCGGCGCCGACGCCGUACGUCUGGAGUGCUUUCGGUUCUCCUCGGACAGCCGGGAGCAAAGCGACGGAGCGGGCGAGACGCCCGGCGACGGAGAUCUGCCUGACACUUCACCCACGGGUGAGCGGGUGCUGGGUGCUCUGGAGCUGCUCUGCUUUAGAGAAUCGGGAAUCGGAUCAGAGUACGAGUCCAACACGGAUGAGAGCGACGACCGAGACAGCUGGGGCCACAGCGAGGGAGCCGGGCCGGACGGCGGCGCUCGACUCGCCCACGUGUUGAAUACGGAGACUUUGGCGGACUGCUUAGGGGACGAGAUGGCCGUGUAGAGGUAGAGGCACCGACAGCGCACUCAAGAUGCUCGCACAUUUUUCCAAACGAGUCAGUCCGGCCCGCUUAGCACUUGUUGCUUUUGACAGGAACGUCAAGUUCCGACUUUGUCGCGCUUUUCGUGACUUCCAAAGGAUGGAAAAUUCCAAACGUUUUGGCAAAGCGGGCUCGAAGUCGCAUGCAUGUUGAAUCGUAAAUGUCGUAUCAGUAGCAAAAAUGAAAACUGUCCAAACCUCCGCAGAUGCAAAUGCAAAAAACGAAUGUUACGCUUCUAGUUGGCCGUUGUUCGGCACAUUUGCUAAGAAUGUCAAAGGCUUGUCUUUGUUGCCAGUUCAAUACAACCAAGGUACUGUAAAAGAGGAGGCGUGUCCAUGCACACUCCUUUACCGGUACUGUAAUUCUUCUUUUUUUCUUGUUUGGCUUUCGACCGACUCGCGACUGUUACUGUUCUUCUACCGUGUCUUCAUUUGUGUUUCAAUUUUCCAGUUUGACCGUCUUUGUGCUUGUCCCGUAUGUGAAGCGCUUUCUUACAGCUGCUGCUUUAAGUUGUGUUGCUUUGAAUGGCAUCUUGGCCGGGCUUUCUAUUUGGGCUUUUUCUAUUCUAUUUGGGAUUUUUUUCCUAUUUGGAUGGUCGUCAUAGCGCAGGUAUUUGCUGUUUCCUCGUGCACGGCUCCAUCGGUUUGAUUGAUUUGUUUUGGAAGGGAGGCCAAGUGAUUAAUUGAGGCCUGGUGGAAUGGAGGUUUCUGAUUGGAUGCAGCAAGAUUUUGUUUUUUUUGAUAAGACAGAGAGAUGGUCGUUACAAAGCUUGUGCAUCACCUGCGCAAAUAAUACAAGUCCGGCAUCAGCAUGCCUUGCAAAGUGUGUUCAAUGAAGUGUGUGUAAUCUUCAUGAUUUGUGAACAGGUUGGCUUCCCUGCCUUGCCACAACACAGCGCUCCAUGCUUGUUGCCAUACCAACCAUACUGCGGGAAUAAUACGCGUGACGCAUCCAGCAAGGAUGUGACCAUCUUUGUCUCUUAUAAGCUGCCGACUGACAUCUUUUGGCAUGCAAAACUGGGCACCCCCCCCCCCCUCUCUCAUUGUUUGUCUUAUAAUGCUACUGCACUGUUUAUUUCCAACUCUCGUGUUAAGCAUUGUGUAUUGCCAGCAUAUUGCAGUCGGGCUUCUGUUGCGCCCCACUUUUGGAGAGGCGAAUAAAACAAAUCUGUGCCUUCCAAUACCUCCGGCCAAGUGUCAGCCCAGUUUUGGCAAGCCGCCUUUCAAUGACUAAAUGGUGGACGCGCAGUCUCCAAAUGUGUCCUUCAUUGCCAUCUUUUCCUGACUCGCUCGUACUAACUUAAGUCAAGGGCACUCAAAAAUGAAAGUGCACUUACAAACACUUCGUCGAUGUAU
This is a messenger RNA of Syngnathus typhle (broad-nosed pipefish), 3548 nucleotides long. RefSeq names its product carboxyl-terminal PDZ ligand of neuronal nitric oxide synthase protein-like. The coding region runs from base 579 to 2156 and encodes 525 amino acids. The transcript has 10 exons. The record is from RefSeq and is a predicted model, not a curated record. Gene Ontology annotation, molecular function: nitric-oxide synthase binding. NCBI's taxonomy places the organism in Eukaryota, Metazoa, Chordata, Actinopteri, Syngnathiformes, Syngnathidae.